AUCGGGCUGGACUCCGGGCAGCGGCACACCGGGCUGGACUCCGGGCAGUGGCACAUCGGGCUGGACUCCGGGCAGCGGCACAUCGGGCUGGACACCGGAUCACCAGGCAGAGCAGCAGGCAUUGGGCCCCAGGCGGAGCGGCGGGCCCCCCCAGGCAGAGUGGCAGGCACCGGGCCCCCAGGAGGGGCGGCAGGCGCCGGGCCCCCAGGAGGAGCGAUGGGCGCUGGGCCCCCAGGCGGAGCGGCGGGCACCGGGUCAUCAGGCACGACAACGGGCAUCGGGUCACCAGGCAUCAGGUCAUUUGGCUCGCCAGCGGGCACCGCGUCAUCUGGCAAGGCAGUGGGCACCGAGUCACCAGGCACGACAGUGGGCUCUGAGUCAACUGGCAUGACCGCGGGCACUGGGUCAUCAGGUACCGGAUCGUCUGGAUCGACAGCGGGCACCGGGCUGGGUAGAAACAUCAUGCUGGGUAGAGAGAUCAGGCUGAACGGAGGCAUCAGGCUGAACGGAGGCAUCAGGCUGGGUAGAGGCAUCAGGCUGGGUAGAGGCAUC
Molecule: messenger RNA, 552 nt
Organism: Staurois parvus
Lineage: Eukaryota; Metazoa; Chordata; Amphibia; Anura; Ranidae
Source: the annotation of a GenBank genome assembly